Hyalella azteca is the source of this 7914-nucleotide messenger RNA. It is a transcript of the gene Nipped-B, whose product is annotated as nipped-B-like protein A. Gene Ontology annotation, molecular function: chromatin binding. Gene Ontology annotation, biological process: establishment of mitotic sister chromatid cohesion; replication-born double-strand break repair via sister chromatid exchange; establishment of protein localization to chromatin. The record is from RefSeq and is a predicted model, not a curated record. NCBI's taxonomy places the organism in Eukaryota, Metazoa, Arthropoda, Malacostraca, Amphipoda, Hyalellidae. The transcript is spliced from 36 exons. Gene Ontology annotation, cellular component: Scc2-Scc4 cohesin loading complex. The coding region runs from base 176 to 6925 and encodes 2249 amino acids.
UCUGUGGCUGGCGCGUCCUGUGACUCUGUGUUCUGACUAUAAGUGAAAAAUAUCUAGUGAUACAGUGCUUUAAGACCAGUGUUUGGUUUCCUCUAUAAUUAUAAUACUUCCAGCUGAGGAUUAUCAUGAAAUUGAUCUUCAUAGUUAUAUUAUUGAGGUUCAGUGAUGGGUCAACAUGAGCGGGUCGUCCUCCCAGCAAGCUGCUCCGCAGGUCCCCAUUACCACGCUAGCGGGCAUCGCGAGCCUUACUGACUUGCUCGAGCACCUGCCUAUCCCCGGCUGUUGCCCUGAGAGUGAGCCGCCACAUGCAGCAACUAACUCGUCGAGCAGUCCGUCUCUGUUGUUCCAUCCUCGCGUCGCUGAGGAGGCGUCCCGUCAUCUCAAUCUCACUGAGCCUCACCUCGUACACACGCUCCUAGGCGCUCUACAGCAGGUUCAUACUGCUGACAUAGAAUUGGUGGGCGAGGACGAGGAGAAGGCCAGCGUAAGCCUGAAGACUGCACCGCCUUUGCUGCGCUCGCUGCUCACUGCCAACCCUCAGCUCUUUCUCAGCCAUCCUGUCGCCAUAGCAGCUCCUGCAGGCGAUGGUGCGCUCGUGAGCCAGCCCCCGGCACCCCCCCAGCUCCCCAGCAACGCCUCCCACCCGUCCCCAGUACCGGCAGACACGGCCAACAAGGCAUCGCCUGUUACGCCUUCAAACCAGCACGGGUGUGGCAAUAUUGGCCAGUCUCCUUCCACCUCUGGCCUCACACCGCAACAGCUUCAGCAGUCGCCCUCCAAGACCUCAGACCCCAUCCUGCAGACCCCAACUGCCAGCCCCAUCUUACAGCAGCAGCAGCAACAUCUGCAACAACAGCAACACUUACACUUGCAGCAACAACUGCAGCUGCAGCAACAACAGCAAUACAAUUCACCUCAACAACUCUAUAACUCUCCUCAGCAACAACAGUUUCAACAGCAACAGCAUCAGCCUGCUGUUUACCCUCACCAGGAUCAGUUUCAACAGCAGCCUCAACCUGUUUAUCAACAGUUCCAACAGCCAUACCAGCAGCAGGAACAGGUUUUCCAGCAAUCUCCCGCGUAUCCGCCGCAACAACAGCAAGUUUAUCAGCCUGAUCCCAGUCAGCAAAUCGCUUUUCAUCAACAGCAGCAGCAGCAGCAACAGCAGCAGCUACUCUUGGUACAGCAACAUCAGGACCAACAGUUCGCCUACCAACAGCCUCAACAGGUGACCGCAGAUCCAUAUCAACAGCAACAGCACUUUCAGUUGUUGCAGCAACAGCAGCCGUUUGUUCAGUUGCCGUUCCCGCAACAACAGCAGCAACAACAGCUCUGCCCCGCCAUUAACCCUGUGCAGUGCGAACCCUCCAACAAUGAAAGUAUGAAAGAACCUGUGGUGCUGCUGAGCAAGCUCACCUCGGAGGAUUUGCAGAGCGUGGGCCAGAGCUACAACAGCGAGUACAACAACCACAACCAUGCCCAACCCGAGGCUUCAAAUAAUUCCAGCGGAGGUCGCAGCAGCCGAAGAGCGCGGCAGCAGAACCAGCGGCAGGUCGUGGACGCGAGCUCCUCAAACGACAGCGACGCGGAGUCCAGCGCCAAGCCUCGCACUAAAUACUUCAAGAGUCGUGACAAGGAGAGGCAGGAGAAGCGUAAAAAAGAUAAAGAAGAGCGCAAGCGGCGCAGAAUACAGAGCGACGACGAAGACGACGAGCGGCCUGCAGAUGAAACGAAGCGAAGGAAGCGCAGCACUAAGGAGGACGAUGCUGACUAUGACAUGAACGAGCAAGAUCUCGAUGAGCCUGACGAUGAUGAUGAUGAAGACUACGAGGCAGAUGAGAAGGAGAGCAAACCUCGAAAGAGUGGUGGCGGCAGCCGUGGAGGCGGUGGCAUGUCGACCGCAGCCGUGGUACGCAAAGCAGAGUAUAACAAGAAGCGCAUCGAGCGCAAAAUUGUCGGCCCCACGCCCACAGAGAAACUCUCCCCUGACGAGCUCAUGGAGAGCGGCGUGUAUCAACGCUUCAAUCGCGCUAUUGAAAAGAUCUUUGAUAAUGCCGAGGAGGUUGACGUUACUGCUGAAAUAGAAGCGGACGACGACGUUCCUCAGGAGUUCCUGAUCUCGAAGUAUGAGCUACAGACGCUGUGUACAGAAGCUGCUAAGCUUAAGAGCGCCGGGGCCAUGUCUGUGGUGCCUACCGAGCGCCUAGUCAGGCUCAUGCACAUACUCGAGAAGAAUAUCAGGGACGGUACCAAAGUCACUCCUCUUGUCGAUGAGGAUGACGAAGAGGAAGACAGGCUGUGGCAGGAGCUUGUGAUGGAGCGCAUCAUGCGUGGCGUGGAUGCGUCUCUCACGGCGCUCUACAUACUCACCUCGAGCAACAUGAGCAAGAGAGUCUACCUUGAGGACCUCAUCGAGCGAUGUGUACAGUUCGCCAAGUUCCAGCUCAACAAUACAAUAUAUCCUGCAUUUGAUCCCGUCUAUAGGGUAUCAGAUAAGAAAGACGGUUACGUCGGGAACGUGAAGAAGCGGCGGUCUCAAGUCCGUGAUGUCCGUGACCGAAAUAUCCUGAGUUUGUAUAACAAACUUCACCAAAUAGUGGGGCUGCUGGCAGACUUGUUGUCUCUACAGACCCUCACCGACACUGCGGUGCUGCAGUUGAGCACAAUGGGAGUUGCUCCUUUCUUCGUUGAAAAUGUGUCUGAGCUGCAGCUUAGUGCUCUCAGACUUGUCACUAAGGUGUUCGCCGAGUACGAGAAGCAUCGUCGCUUAUUACUGGAUGACAUUUUAGCAUCCAUAGCUCGGCUUCCAAGCAGCAAGCGCAGUUUGCGAACCUACCGUCUCAAUUCCGAUGAGAAUAUCCAAAUGUUGACUGCGUUGGUGCUACAGCUCAUUCAGUGCGUCGUUGAUCUUCCCGAUCACUUAUCCACUGAUGCUGCCAGGAAAAAGAAGCCUGCAAUUGAGGAGGCGUCCUCUCCUGACAAGCAGCGUAAGGAGAACGAGACUGGCUCUCGUGCCAUGGACAGAGAUGUUCUCAUUUCAACGAGAUACGAGACCGCUAUGUCCACUGCAUAUUCCUUCCUCUCAGUUUUCCUCUCUAAAACAGGCAGCAAAACUGAGGAAAUUGACUACCGUCCCCUCUUUGAAAACUUUGUCCAAGAUCUUCUACUUACUGUUAAUAAGCCUGAAUGGCCGGCCGCGGAGCUACUUCUCAGCUUGCUUGGCAAGCUCCUCGUACAAAAGUUCAGCAAUCAAAAGACCGACAAUACGCUUAGAGUUGCUUCCCUAGACUGUCUAGGCGUCGUUGCUGCUAGGCUUAGAAGAGACGCGGUGACGUCGCAGCUGAAGGUGAGCACCAUCGACCAGAUCAUGUGCCGCGUGCAGCAGGAGGAAGAUAGGGACGCCCCGCUGCUCGAAGACGGCACGGCGCCCCCACCUGAGAAGCCUCUUGAGAACGGCCUUAGGGACGACCAUCAACACAAGAAGAAUAAGAAGAAGAAGGGCAGCAGUAGCAGUAAUCCAGAAGGUGCUCCGAGUGUCAGUAGUGGCAGCGGCAUUACGGGCAUAUCAGACGAAGAAGAGAAGCGAUGUCAGUUCCUGCAGCGCGUGCUGCUUGACUGGCUGGCCGUGAAUGCGGAAGGCGAUGCUGCUUUAUUGCAUGCAAGACACUUCUAUAUUGGACAGUGGUAUCGCGAUGCUUUUUCUGAAAUAUUGAGGCAAAAAACAGGCGUGCUCUCGCCCACCAAACACCGCCCUAAACCGCAGCAUCGCAAACGCAAGAAGAGAAAAGGGGAAAGUAGCAGUGAAGAGAGCGCAGUAGAGACCGAUGAAGAGGAAGACAGGCGUGAAGAUCUUGUGUCUGAGGAGCUGAAGAAUCAAGUUAAGGAGCUUGCCGAGAGCCGAAAAAAAUUCCUUCUCACGAAGGUGGCAGCAUUCCCGCCCGCCUCCCCUGGGGCGGUGACACAGACGCUGCAGACGCACAUCGGCUACGACGACGCUGAGCUCAUCACUCGCUACCUCGCCUCCAAGCGAUCCUUCUCGCAGAGCUUCGAUGCCUACCUCAAACAGAUUCUUCGCGUGCUAACGGAGCCAGCAAUUUUGGUGCGCACCAAAGCGAUGAAAUGCUUGACUAUGGUCGUUGAGGCAGACCCUGCAGUGCUCGCCAGACCCGACAUGCAGAUGGGCGUCCAUCAUUCUUUUUUAGAUCACUCGACGUCCGUGCGUGAAGCUGCUGUUGACCUCGUCGGCAAAUUCGUUCUUUCAAGACCUGAACUACUCAAUAAUUACUACGAUAUGAUCGCCGCCAGAAUAUUGGACACGGGAGUCAGUGUCCGGAAACGGGUCAUCAAGAUCAUGAAGGACGUGUGUCUCGAGUGCCCCGACUUUCCUAAAAUUCCUGAGAUUUGUGUCAAGAUGAUCAGGAGAGUAAACGACGAGGAGGGCAUCAAGAAACUAGUCCAGGAGGUCUUCCAGAACAUGUGGUUCACGCCGGUGCGGGAGCGACCCACUCUGGACGAGGUCGCCUUAAAACGUAAAGUAAACAACAUCACCGAAGUGGUCAUCACCUGCCAGGAUUCUGGUCUUGAUUGGUUUUAUCAGCUCCUUCAAAGUAUGUUCCGUCCCAAAGAAGACAAAGAUGACGUGACUAAGGUUCACACUGAACCUCCUAAAGCCCUCGUCACUUCUUGCAAACAGAUCGUUGAUUGCCUCGUCAGACAUAUACUCAUGUUAGAGGAGAACAAUCCGGCCCAAGUUAACCAAACCGUAGUGACGCUUGAGGAGAACAGCACGGGUGGCACUACGGAGGUGGCAAGCAAAACAGGAUCUGCAUCUCAGAAACUUGUGGCAUGUUUGAAGACGCUGCACCUCCUCGCUAAAAUCAGACCUCAGCUUCUUGUAGACCACGCAAUCACAUUGCAGCCUUAUUUAUCACUUAAAUGUCAGACGCAAGGAGACUAUGCGCUCAUCGGAGUAGUGGCCCGAACGCUGGAAUUGGUGGUUCCGUUGAUGGAGCAUCCAAGUGAAAGUUUUUUGGCGCAAUUAGAAGAAGACUCGGUGAAGCUUAUUCUGCUCCACGACCGCACUGUCAUCACCUCCUGUCUUGCAUUGCUCGGCUCCAUCGUGAACACCGUCACUCAAAACUACAGGCUCAUCAAAGACUGUUUCAACAAGUACUAUUCUUUUAUCGUAGACUACAAAAAGCUACACAUGGAAAACAAACAAAGCCCCAAACUAGAGCAAUGCAAGCCUUUCUUUCGGCGCGCUCUUUACACAGUGGGCCUUCUUCUCCGACACUUUGAUUUCAACAACGAAACUGUCAGAUGUGGCUUACCCUUCUUCUCUAUACAGUUUCAAAUUGAAUUUUAUACGUGCUUAAUCCCACGAUCUCCUUCAGGGGCAAAAACAAAAACUCGCGAGAACCUGAAAGAGAUGCACGACGUCCAGUCCGGCAUGGCUUCAGCCAUCAUCCAGCUCUACCUGAAGCAGGUUCUGGAGUGCUCGGUGUCGAGCUCGCUCACCGUGCGCCACUCUUCCCUGCGCGUGACGCAGCUCGUGUUGUCGCAGGGGCUGGUGCAUCCCGUGCAGAUCGUGCCUUAUCUUGUCUGUAUGAGCACUGACUGCGAGGAAGUUAUUGCUCAUUCUGCUGAUAAACAGCUACAGGACAUCGAGAAGAAAUAUCCAGGAUUCGUGGGUAUGAAGGCUAUGCAAGGCUUCCGCCUGUCCUACCGCCUGCAGACUAUGAUCCAGCCUGGGGACAUCACCCGAGGCUUUCGACAAAAAGAAGGAGAAAUUCCCUCGGCGCUCAACAGCUUCCUGUACAGCACCAUGCGUGGCACCAAGCAGCAGAGGAGAGCGGUCGCAAUCUCCCUGCUCAGACAGUUCGACGAGAUGGCCCGCACGCCGUUGAAGGAGCUACUGUACAUCGCUGACAACCUUGCAUACUUCCCCUACCAAGUGUUGGAUGAGGCACUCUUCGUCAUCUACCACAUCGAUCUCAUGAUAUCAACCAUGGGAUCCAAUCUCCUGCAGGCCUUCAGAGAGGCUCUGUUACCCCCGCCGGACGCGGACGUCAAAUACAACCCAGAGACCGGACGGCCGGAAUACCUGGACGACGACGCUGACGACGACAGCGCCAGCCUCUUGACGCGCUGCCCCGUCGACAUGUCGCCUUUGCUGGACUCCAUGCAGGCCUCGCAGGGCUGUUUGCUGCUCCUUGUUCUUAAGGAAUAUCUCAAGGAAGUCUAUGGCAUCACUGAUGGAAAAAUUAGUCAGUACUCACCGUCGGAUUCGACAAAGCAGUAUGAAAAGGGAUGCAGCAAGAAAAGCACGGCCAAGUUUAAUCCUAAGCAAACAUUACUGCGCAUGAAAGAAGACGUUAAGUACGAGCCUAGAGAGAUGAACGACCAGGCCAAGCUUGCUGUCAUCGAGGAAUAUCUGGACUUCAAGGCGCUGAUGCUGAAGAUCGAUCCUGAGGACGAGGAAGACGAGGAUGGCGACGAAAUUCUGAAUCCUGACGGCACCGUCAACCGCCUGGCGACCCGCGCUAGUCAACAGCAAGAAGCCCGCGACACGGUCAUCCUGUUGCCGGGCACCCACGACGGCUGGCAGAUGCAGCCUGCCGACAAGAGUCGAGAGAUGAUCGCGCAAGGCUACGCAGAUGUGACGGGACAGAACGCUUCAAUUAUGUUGGAUCCUUCCCUGCCACCGCCCCCAUCUGCUCCUAACAACCGCACUCCCAUCAAGCCUCUAACUAUUAAAACGUCGCAACUCACGACGCCUCAUCACAAGAGUUCUCGUUCUCACCGGUCGCACCAUCGAAGCAGUUCCAGUUCACAUAAGAAGCACAAGAAGAAGAAGAAACGCAGAAAGUUUAUGGAUUCGGACGAAGAUGAUGGAGAUAGCGAUAGCGACGCAGAUUGGGCGUGAGCACAGCAAUCACAUUUCUACAUAACUUUUUUUCAUCUGUAGUAUUGCUCGCAUCUCUUCAUCAUGUUAGUAUUAUUCCUGUUGUUUAUAGUGUUGUUAAAUCUAUAGUCUCUGUAUGUUUCAGAAAAUAAAGGACACUGAUAUUUCUAGGUAUAAAUGACUUGAUUCCGAUCCAGAAAUUGUUUCUAUAGUUGAAUCGAUGAUGCGAAUGUUUUUAUGCUGAGGUCAUGAGGUAUUGAUGAGUGUGACGUUGGUACCAUUUUUGUUAGUUUGAAAUUUAUUUUUGUGACCUUGACUGCAAAUGCGCGUUCUGAUCUAUGAGACAAAUAAUUAAUGGUCCAAUGCCAACUUGCGUUGCAGCAGACGCUUAGGCUGUCAUUGUGUUAUUACAAUUAUUUUCGUCUCUGAAAGAGAAGUUAUUUUGCGUACAUGAGCUAUCUGGGCAACGACGCUUACGAGGAUUCUCAGUUCACCAUUCGUUACACGCAUCUCUUUUCCUUUGCUGUCUUGUAUCAUAGUUACCUGGUUCAUUAAAUUAUAAUAGGCAUUAACAAAGAAUAAGUGAUUAUUUAUUAUAAACUUAGUGUGAUUCUAAUGUAAAACAUCACCACUACUGAGUCGAAAUGCAUUCGGAGGCUCUUCGUUAUUUUUAAACUUCGAUUAUUGAACAGAAAGCUAUAAAUUUUAGUGUGCGAAUCUUAUUAUCAAGUUUAUUAAACUGUAUAAUUUAGUGUGUACGAAAAUUUGGAAAUGUUCUAUUCUCUUUUCUCCAAUCUACGAAGUUCAUAAGAUAUUUACAAAUGUUCUUUAUUUGCUUGUGCUCCGAAAUGAGUUAUUGUGGGUGUGGGAUGAACAGUAAUUUCAUGCAGACUUGUAAUUUAUUGUUUUUAUAUAAUGAAAUGACAUUCACCUCGUUAUUUUAAUACGUAGCAUUGGCGUCAAAAUUGUUUCUUUUCAGUGGUUUCGAGGUUUCUGAUUUAAAUGUAAUA